Molecule: messenger RNA, 4164 nt
Organism: Trichoplax adhaerens
Lineage: Eukaryota; Metazoa; Placozoa; Uniplacotomia; Trichoplacea; Trichoplacidae
Exons: 2
Coding region: 1-4164 (1387 amino acids)
Molecular function (GO): protein binding
Source: RefSeq, a predicted model, not a curated record
AUGAUAUACCAUGAUUCUCUCCUUGCUAACUUUCGUUCUGUAAAUCUUCGUAUGGAUACUGCAUAUAGCAGUCUCUCGGACUGUUUACAACGAUUGCAGAUAGCCGCCGAUAUUCAUGAUAUCUCAGAACUUCAACGCACAUUUAGAUACUUAAAAGCCUUAAGUCCGUUUUCUUGGUCAGAACUUCGUCAGCUGAUAGUCUUUGUAGUAAAACGAAAUCUACAUCCCCAAGAAUACUUAUGGCUACAACGUCUAGUUAAUACUAUUCGCUUUUUAACAUUGGAUUUUCAUGCUUAUUUAUCCAGAAGAUAUGAUGCCCAUAUAGCUAAUGCAUUGAUAACUCGCUUAACUCAAUUCAUAGAAUGUUUAUUAUCCAAUAAAAGAUGGAUGGAAACGAUCAAUACUCUCGAUUCGCCACCUUCUAGCUUAAUUUAUGAACUAAUGCUCUUACGUUCAGAUCUAGUCGAUUACAAAAACACCACAUCAAAUCUAUUCUCAUUCAAUCCUAUACAUCAUGUUUAUCAGCUAUGCUAUACUUUAAUAUACCGCCCACAUUUUGACAUACUUAUGCAACUGCUAUACCAAUUAGAUCAGCUUCGACAACGACAACCGCUGACUCUUCAAGAUCCCUUUGGAAUUUAUGUUGCAAUUGAUAUAUUAGCUAUUACUAUGAAAAAAGUUAUAAAAGCUGAUCUGCAACAAACCUUAUGGAAUGGCUGCGAAAAUUAUCCUCCAUGUUCGCCACAAGAACGUUUGCCUGGUUUCCGUCAUUACUUCCAAUUUGCUUUACAAUUGAAUCAGCAUGGAACAAAAGUUACAACCCCCUUGUAUAAAUGGUUCGAAGAAGCGAUCUUGCUCUCGCUAUCAAAUUAUCUUUCUAAAGAUAUCACAUCAGCAUUAAUAUCACAAAUCCAACAAAAUUCCAGGUUGGUCAGUGACAGAAAAUGUAUUCAGCAUUUAACACAAUCAAUACAACUAUUUUCUACACAAACAGUUCAUCUAAAAAUUAUUUCAUUACCUCAUUACUACCUUGAUAAUAUAUGCAUUCGACCUUCCUACAUGGAUCGAAUUGAUCGCAUUUUAUUGAAAAAACAUCAAAUUUGUAAUAUAACAUCAGUGCCGGAAUCUCAGCGAGACGAGUUCAAAGAUAGACAAACAAAUCACAAUGAAGAUCAUCAAGGAAAUCAAAAAUCCAUCGCAAAUGGUAAACUACAAAGUAACGGUAUUAACGUAAAUCAGUCUUACGACAUGGUACGUGCACAUAGAGAGUUAUGGAAUGCAAACGGUAACGGAAGUAAAGAUCGUUUACUUGGACAAGAGGAGCAGUUAGAAACUACUAUAGUUCAAAAAUUUGAUAACUGGCUGAAGCCGAAUGGGAAUUACGGUCAAUCAGUAAAGCUUGAUCUGUUGACUGAUUGUAGUGAUGAAUAUAAUACAAAUCAGAAUGAAUCGAAAGAUUCUGAUAAUAGCUAUCUAGAUUCGUUGACAAGCAAAGAUAGCCAGUUGAUAGGAACUGACUCAAUUAGGUAUAAUAACGAAAUACUGAAAGCGGAACAUGAAUUAGUAGGACAGUUUAGCAUUGGAUGGUCGCCAAAAUAUAAAACCAAUCACUCCAGAGAGCAUAGAAGCAAAAGCCAAGAGGUACUCGAAAAUGGUAGUCGUCAAUGUAUCAUCAAGGAUGGAAACGACGGCAUAAGCGAAACUAACAAAUACUUCGAAGGAUAUAUGUUAGAUGAAUGCUGGCUCCUAAAAUAUCAAGAUAUUUCUGACACAUAUCAAAGUAAAGAAAAUCUAAGUGAGCAAUUACUUGAUUCUGAAUUACUUAAAAACUGUAGAGCUGAUUUUUGCCAGGGGCAAAAAAUUGAAAAUUUAUAUCGGUUGCACCAUAACCAAUUUAAAACUUCAUGUGGCACUGGCAAAACGUCUUUAGCAAUACAUUACGCAAUUUUACAUCAAAGCGAGUUCGACGUAAUCUAUUAUUUAAAGGCUGAUUCUAUACUCUCAUUGCAGCAAGAUUUUGUUCAAUUAGGUGCUAUGCUUAUUGAUAAAUAUCGUCAUCGUAAAAAUGAACAAAUUUGUAAAUUAUCGAAAAUUUUCUCCACUUACUAUAAAGAUUUAACAGUAAAAGCCAAACAGCGGCAAAAUCUCUUACAGAUAAGUCAUUGUAACAGUGAUACUAAUGAAUUAAUUGAAGCAAUCCUAAAGUUAUUACUUGAUCCAAUUACUGGUAAAUUACUUCUAAUUUAUGAUAAUGCUGAAGAUAAUGAGUGGAUUCAUCGUUACUUUCCUAAACGUUACCAUUGCUACAUAAUCGUCAUCUCUGCAGCCCCAUUUACAAGGUUUGUUACUCUUAAGGUAGAUAUAUUCGAUCGUCAAUUGUCCAUUUAUUACCUUUGCAAAUGUUUAAAUCAAGAUGACCGAGAAAGCGCUAAUAACAUUGCUUCGAAAAUGAAAGACUUACCUUUAGCAUUAUUUUUAGCUAAAACUUUUAUUUAUCAACAAGAUAUUUCCCUUGCAUCUUACGUUUAUAAAUAUCGCCAAGUAGAACGAGAAAUAAAGCCCUUAAUUAAUGCUAUGUAUUCUCUUCCCUCUAUGGUUGUUACAAACCUAAAUCAAGCGCUUGAUAUAAACUUAAUUCUGCCUUGGUAUAUAAAUGUACAAUUAGCAUCAGAAAAUAACCCUACAGCAGAAACGGUGAUUAGUAUUUUAGCCUAUCUAGAUCCGAAUAAGAUCGAAAUUCGUUUCCUUUACGGAAUAAUAGAAAGGAUCAGUAGCAAAAAGAGUCAGUUGUUAUCCAUUUUACGUCGAUUUCAUAUUUAUGGACUGAUUAAUUGCAUUGAUGAACAUAACUAUUCGAUCAGUCGAUGUUUGCAAACAGUUAUACGUUGUAUGGCUACUAUAAAGGGUGAAGAAGUUAAUCUAUUAAGUUUUAUAAUUACUUAUUUUAUUGAUCAACUACGAUUAGACUAUUGCGACAAAAUCAACUGGGAAAUAAGUCAAUUAGCUAUCAGACACUUACAAGUCGCAUUUGAACAUGCUAAAAUUCAUCCUAUUUUACGACCUCUAAUGAUUCAAGCAGCAGCUUGGCUUAGUUAUAGCUUUUGCAUACAUAAUAGUUAUCAUCAGGCUAAAAUCUAUGCUGAUCAGUGGUUAGUAGCUUUUGAGGCAGUCGAAAGUGAGAAACAAACGUGGAAAGGUAGCCGUGAAAUCUUUAUUUCUAUUCCCGAAAAUCAACUUAUAUAUCGUGGAUUUCACAACCUUUGCCUCUACAAUGGGAUAACGGCUAAAGCCAUGUAUGCAUUACUAGGGAAAAUAUACUGCCAAAUUGGUAAGAACAAUCAAUCUCUGGAAUAUUUACAGAAAUCAUUAGCAAUACGUCUGCAAAAAAUGGGUCCAGAGCAUUUAAGUGUUGCUUCUACGUACGAAAUAAUAGGAAGAGUGUUAUGCUAUUUAGGUCAGCCCACAAAUGCCUUACGAUAUCUUCAAAAAUCGUUAACAAUCAAAAUCAGCUAUUUAGGCAAUGGCCAUGUCAAUGUUGCUGCAACCCAUCAUAUAAUUGGUCUGGCAAAUUAUAUUAGCAUUGAGCAAAGCGACAAAGCAAUACAACAUCUUAAUAAAUCUCUAAAUGUUAAAAUUCAGCAUUUUAAUGAGCACAGUUUAGAUCUUGCAAAUAGUUAUCUCGCACUAGCUAAGCUACAUUUCUAUCGAAAUCGAUUUCAAUCGGCUAUAACAGAAUAUUUAAAUGCAUUUGACAUCGAAAUUCACAAAUUGGGCCGGAAUCAUAUCCGUGUAGGCCAAACAAGUUUUUAUUUAGGUGAAACCUACCACAUGAUGAAAGAUUUCAAUUUAGCAAAGCAAUAUUAUCAGUACGCCUUACAAAUCUUUAAGAUCCAUUUUGGUUAUCAGCAUGCUAAAACAGCAAAUAUUUACUAUUGUCUGGGCCAAGUCAGUUAUGCUGAAGGUCAGUUUAUAACUGCGUUGGAUUACUUUAAACAGUCUAUUGGAAUUGAGUUAGACAAAUAUGGGAGCUCUCAUUUUAAAAUAGCUAAAACCAGCUAUUACAUGGCGGAAUUAUUAUAUCACUUAGGCGAUCAUAAUGAAGCUCAAAAAUUCUAUAACGUUGCGCUAACGUGGAAUGAUCCUGAAAUAGCAACUUUGAAUUAA